UUGUUUUAAGUAUCGAUUUAAACACUCAAACUAUAGCAAUGCUAUUGCAAUUGUAUAUAGUUAUUGCUUGUAUAGUUCUGUUGAUAUUAAGAAUGAAAUGGAACCAACAUAAACAAUUGAAACGUCUGAAAGAGUAUAAUUUACCAAUUCGUCCAGUUAUCGAUGUAAUUCAUAUAUUUUAUACAUCAAUAAUGAAUAGAAAUAACCCAGAUUAUAAUCCAUACGUUUGGAUUUUUCAAUAUUUAUGUGCAAACAGCCGUAUAUACGAUAGAGAAAGAAUUUAUUCGAUUUGUGUGGCUGGAAACGUAUUUGUACAUCUAUACAAACCGGAAUUUAUAAAAACAAUUAUAAACAGUCACACGGUUCUAGAUAAAGGUUUGAUGUAUAAACCUAUAAAUUCGUGGCUAGGAAAUGGGUUAAUAACUAGAUCCAGAGAAUUAUGGAAGCCAAGACGAAAGUUAUUAACACCAGCAUUUCAUUUUAAAAUUCUAGAAAGUUUUCAUACAGUUAUCAAUAAACAUUGUUUUAUUUUAAUCGAUAAACUAGAGAAAAAAGUACAAGAUCCAUGGGUGAACAUCACUCGCAUGUUAUCCUUAUGCACUCUUGAUAUUAUAGCAGAAACUGCAAUGGGAGUAGAAAUAAAUGCUCAACGCGACGAAGAAUCUGAAUAUGUCAAGAAUGUUAACAGAAUUGAAGAAUUGAUAUUGUUGAGAAAUAUGCAUCCUUGGAUGUGGUCUGAUAUGCUCUUUAGUAUAUCCUCAUCAGGAAGAGAAUUUAAUCGUGUACUUAAUACAGUACAUAACUUUACUAGAAAGGUAAUAUCUGAAAGGAAACAAGAAAUGCAAGAAUAUUUAAAAGAUAACAAAGUCUCUAUCGAUGAAGAUUCUGAAAAUGUAUAUACUCAGAGUAAGAAUAGAAAACCAUUCCUCACCCUUCUUCUCCAUCAUCAUUUGAAUAAUGGAGACAUCACUGAAGAAGAUAUCAGAGAAGAAGUGGAUACCUUCAUGUUAGCUGGCCACGAUACUACGUCAGUAGGCAUUUCAUGGACAUUAUACAAUCUCGGACUUUAUCCCGAUAUACAGCAGAAAGUAUACGACGAAGUUGUUAGUGUAUGUGGAAAUGAUAAGAGAACACCAAUUACAUCAGAAGAUAUCAAAGAGAUGAAGUAUUUAGAAUGUGUUAUAAAGGAAUCACUAAGACUUUAUCCUCCAGUUCCUUUCAUUGCUCGUUCGCAUCCUGAAGAAUUUAAGAUAGGUGAUAAAAUUAUGCCAAAAAAUGCAGUUGUACACAUACUUAUACAUUCCAUACAUCGAGAUCCUGAAUUCUAUCCAGAUCCUGAAUCAUUUAAGCCUGAGAGAUUUUAUCCUGAGAAUUGUAGUGAAAGAAAUCCUUUCGCAUAUAUUCCAUUUUCGGCAGGAUCACGAAAUUGCAUUGGACAGAGAUUCGCCCUAAUGGAAGAGAAAGUGGUGAUAGCUAAUGUAUUACGUUACUUCCGGAUAUAUGCCAAAGAGAAACCUGAUAAAAUGAUCGAAUGCGGUCAAUUAGUACUUAGAUCUGUGAAUGGUAUACAUUUAAAAUUCGAGAAAAGAACAUUCAAAUGAAUACAUCCAAUACCAGAAGAUGGGUAUAUAUUUUGUAUCUGUAUUUAAACACCAGACUUGAUGUGUAGCAACUAUUAUACUUUCGAAAUAAUAAAAAAAAUAUUGUAAAAAUACUUGAAUUUU
Centruroides sculpturatus (bark scorpion) is the source of this 1724-nucleotide messenger RNA. Its product is annotated as cytochrome P450 4V2-like. The coding region runs from base 39 to 1601 and encodes 520 amino acids. NCBI's taxonomy places the organism in Eukaryota, Metazoa, Arthropoda, Arachnida, Scorpiones, Buthidae. Gene Ontology annotation, molecular function: iron ion binding; oxidoreductase activity, acting on paired donors, with incorporation or reduction of molecular oxygen; monooxygenase activity. The transcript is spliced from 12 exons. The record is from RefSeq and is a predicted model, not a curated record.